This is a messenger RNA of Panonychus citri (citrus red mite), 3689 nucleotides long. It is a transcript of the gene SMC5, whose product is annotated as structural maintenance of chromosomes protein 5-like. The transcript is spliced from 4 exons. Gene Ontology annotation, cellular component: Smc5-Smc6 complex. Gene Ontology annotation, molecular function: ATP binding; ATP hydrolysis activity. Gene Ontology annotation, biological process: double-strand break repair via homologous recombination. The coding region runs from base 203 to 3412 and encodes 1069 amino acids. NCBI's taxonomy places the organism in Eukaryota, Metazoa, Arthropoda, Arachnida, Trombidiformes, Tetranychidae. The record is from RefSeq and is a predicted model, not a curated record.
UCAUUUGUUUUCUUCUGUUUUUGUUUUAAUUUUUUAUAAGAAAAUUAGUUUUAUUUUGAUUUCGUUUUAUUCGGACAAAUUGUGAUUCCUUUUCUUAAUCGUUUAUCUGGUGUUUCGUUUUAGUUCGUUUGUUGUGUCAGUGUUCGGAUGGUUUUUAGUCGUUUGAUGUUCUGUUUAUACUGAGAAGAUAUUUGGUUGUAACAUGGGGAAUAGGAAGAGACGAAGCGACCAAAUUGAUCGGGAACUUCAGGGCGAACCUGACGCGAUCUCCGAUGGACCUUUUACCAAAGGAGCCAUAAUUAGGGUGAAGCUUCGAAAUUUCAUGACUUACAAGCGAGUCGAACUACAUGCUGGACCUUAUCUUAAUAUGGUCUUGGGACCCAAUGGAACUGGUAAAUCUGCUCUUGUUUGUGCCAUGAUUGUUGGCCUCGGUGGUGAUCCAUCGGCUACUGGAAGGUCUGGUUCACUUUCAGAAUAUAUAAGAUUUGGUUGUCCUCAUGCAACAACAGAGAUUGAAUUGUUUAAUCCAAAUGGUGAUAAUCAUAUUAUCAAGAGGAAACUUAUCUCUCUUGUGGCUGAUGGUCAUUGUAAAACUGAAUGGACACUAAACAAUGUUCCUAAAAAAGGAGCUGAGAUAAAAGAGCUGAUUUCUAGUCUGAAUAUACGAGUUAGUAACUUGUGUCAAUUUUUACCUCAAGAAAAGGUUGUUGAAUUUGCUCGAAUGGAUUCUGUCCAGUUAUUGGAAAAUACCCAAAAAGCUGCCGGUGAUGAGAACAUGUUUAUAUGGCAUGAGAAAUUAAUCUUUUGUAGUAAAAAAAUUAACGAUUUGAAGAAGAAAAAAUCAAGUCUCGAUCAACAAUUGGUUACAGAUCAACAUUUAACUGAUCGGAUGGUUGAACAAGUUGAAAGGGUUCGAGAAAAGGAACAGUUCAAGGAAAAAAUGUCCUGGCUAAGGAAAAAGUUACCAUGGCUUGAAUUUGAAGAAGUGCGACAAGAAUAUGUCAAGGCUAAAACAGUUUUAGAAAAGAAAUUGAAAGAAUUUGACAAAAAUAAAUCCAAAAAUAAGCCACUUGAAGACAAAGUGGCCAACGAAAAGAAAACCAUGGAAAAAGCCUCAGCUGAUACCAAAAGUGCUCUCAACGAACUUAAAUCAGUCACUGCUACCGCCGCUCUCCAUAAGAAAGAGUAUGACAAGUUGAGUGAUAAAAUUGCCGAGGCUUUAGCCGCUCUAGACGGAAAGAAAAAGGCCGAAGAAUCUCGAUUAGUUGAACUGUCCAAAUUAAAUUCGGAAAAAAAGUUACUUCAAGAAAGAUUAGCAGCCGCAUCGGAUGAAGAUGUUAGUGAGAAUAUAAAAACAAUCGACUCGGAAAUAAGCACCAAAAAUUCUUUGUUAAAACAGUUAACUACUCAAAAAGAUCAGAUCGUAUCUGAUAUUGAGAAAUUACGAGACCAGUAUCGUCAACUUAAAGGUGAAUUCGAGCAAAUUCACAAUGUGGCCUCCAGAAGACGAGAUUUACUCCGAAGGAUUGAACCGAAAGUCGCUGAAGCUUCAGAUUGGUUACGGCGAAAUAAGGAAAAGUUCAGUCGAAUGAUUUAUGAGCCCAUAAUGACACAAAUUAAUGUGAAAAAUGCUGAAUGGAUUCGAUAUGUUGAAGCAACGAUUCCAAGGAGAGAUUUAGUUGCAUUUGUUUGUGAAGAUAUCGAUGAUCUCAAGAAAUUUACUACUCUAUUGAAAAGAGAAAGUCUCAAUGUAAAUGUUGUCCAAGCUCCAGGUCAAGAUGAUGUCAAUAUGGAUCCUCGACUGUCUCUUGAUAACAUAUCUCCCUAUGGAUUCAAACAUUACAUUAAAGAUCUAUUUGAUGCUCCCCCUCCAAUCACAAGGUACCUUUGUAAAAAUUAUAAUCUUCAAAACGUUCCAAUUGGAGGAAAUGAUGUUGACUCAAAGCGAUUCCUUAAAGAAAAUAAUCAAAUUCAACGAUUCUUUUGUGGUAACACUUCACACUCUUGGACUGUUUCCCGUUACGAUAGAGAAAAGGUAAUCUCCACCGAUCGCCUCAAGGAUCCAAGUUUACUUGUUAUGAUUAUUGACUCUGUUCGUAAAGAUCAAAUUGAGUCAAAGAUCAAUAAUAUUCGGACAUCAGGUCAAAAACUUGAUUCUGAGAGAUUGGCUCUCGAUGAGAAAAUUACUGACCUUCGUCGGGAACUUGUUACACUUCGUGAUACCAGAAAGCAACUACUCGAGAAAAGAGACGAGAAACGGGCCAUUCAAACUCGAAUCCAGCAGAAAAGUGAACAAAUAGAACGUAAAAUGAAAGAUUCAAUCAAUUUAGAAGUCGAAAAAAGUGAAACUAAAACAAUCAUUGAAUCUCUUGUGAUCAAGAAGAUCGAGAAAUUGGAACUAUUUGAAAGAGCACUCGAAAAGUGCGUUACCAUUAAUACGAAAAAACUUGCUUCUGAUGUGAUGGCCAAUUGUUCACAAAAACGAUUUGCAAGAGCUAAAGAAAACCUUGACAAAGCAAAUGUUGCGUUUGAAACUUUCGCUACAGAAAUUGAAGAGCUUAAAAUGGUUCGUGAUGAGAAGAAAAAGAUCGCCAAAGAGAGACAAAAAGAGGCUCAAAUAGCCGUUGAUUGUCAAGGUCAAGAAUUGCCAACAACUGUCAAAGAAAAGUUCAAACCACUUCCAGAUACUAUUGUUGAAAUCAACGCUGAGAUGAGACGACUCGCCUUACAAAUGAACAGCAUGGAAGAGUUUUGUGAUGACACCGUUCUAAAUGAUUACAAUGAGCAGAAAAACGCAGUCAAAAAACGGAAAAAAGAAAUAGAUUUGGUAUCAGCUGAUCUAAAGUUAAUGGAAAGUGAUCUUGAAAAUUAUCGAAAUCGAUGGAAACCCGCAGUCGAAGCUCUUAUUUCUCGAAUUGAUAAAAAUUUCUCAAAAUUCAUGUCUCGUCUCGAGUAUGCUGGUGAAGUCUCUCUUUCUCAUGGUGAUGAUGUGGACGAUUUCUCUACAUAUGGAAUUUGUAUUAAAGUUCGUUAUCGUGACAAUGAGGUACUUAAGGAAUUGUCUGCUUUCCAUCAGAGUGGAGGUGAACGAAGUGUGGCCACGAUGAUUUAUAUGAUUGCUUUACAAGAACUGACCAAAGUGCCUUUCCGAAUUGUCGAUGAAAUCAAUCAAGGUAUGGAUGAUACCAAUGAACGACGAGUAUUUGACCUGAUCGUGGAAACUGCGAGUACAAAUUCAUCACAAUAUUUCCUAUUCUCACCAAAGUUACUCCAAAAAUUGACUUACACCAAUCGAAUGCAUAUUCACAUUAUUUUCAAUGGACCAAAGUUCGAAGUUGAUUGGCAUAAAUGUAAAUCAGUGAAAAAGAUUAAACGGCCAACAACCCAAUUAGUAGUCAGACCAACCAUCUAAUCAAUAAUAGAGAAAUAAAUAGAAUAUUUAAUCACAGUUAUCAAUCAAGACUAUUUUUCUCAUGCAAAAGAUAUAAAAAAGACUCACAAUUACUUGAAUCUUUGCGACAGUGAACUCAAAGAAACUGAAUCAGUAAUAAACUAUCGUGGCCAUAAACAAAAUUUCAUCUGUAACAAUAAUCUUCGUUAAUUUUGUACUUUCCUAUUUUUUAGAAACAUGUAUCCAGAUAAUAAAAAUAAUAUUGAUUUCUUUUCAAUGUUUAUUAUUAAUAGAUAAA